This is a messenger RNA of Eurytemora carolleeae, 449 nucleotides long. RefSeq names its product HVA22-like protein h. Lineage: Eukaryota; Metazoa; Arthropoda; Copepoda; Calanoida; Temoridae. The record is from RefSeq and is a predicted model, not a curated record. The coding region runs from base 123 to 425 and encodes 100 amino acids. The transcript is spliced from 4 exons.
CAUUUUAUGUGAUCACCUCACAAUGUAAAAAAGCUAAUUAUUAGAUUAAUUCAGACUUGAAGUAUAGACUUGUUUCACAUGAUUAGUGACUUCUAUCUUCCAUGACAGAACAUUAUCAGUAGAUGAAUCCAAUCAUUGUUCUGGUAUUGUUCCAAAGUGCUGGCAUAAGUCCAAAACAUUACCUAAUAGAAACUAAACAGGAUGGAUUGCAAGAGGAAGUUCGGCAGGAUGAGUUACCAAAGGAAUAUGGCACCGACUAUUUUAUCGACAUAAUGGGCAUGUUGGGAUCAAUAUUUGCUCCCCCGUCACCACCUCCACCUCCUCCUACUCCUCCUCCUCCUUCUCCACCACCCACUUCAACUCCUUCAUCUCCUUCCCCUACUAGUGAUGUUGAAGGUAGCAGUAGUGAUGAAUUUUUUAUCUGAAUAAACAAUUCUGUAUGAUUGAUA